GGUGCCCGCCUCCCUCCUUCUCCGACUGUCUCCCCACACGCCGGCUGAGAGCCCUUUUUGACUGCGAGCGGCGGCAGCGGAGCAGAGGCGGCGGCGCGGGACCUGCAGUCGCCCGGGAUUCCCUCCAGGUGACGAUGCUCUGGUUCUCCGGCGUCGGCGCUCUGGCUGAGCGUCCCUGCCGGCGCUCGCCUGGGAUUACCUGCUGCGUCUUGCUGCUGCUCAAUUGCUCGGGGGUCCCCAUGUCUCUGGCUUCCUCCUUUUUGACAGGUUCUGUUGCAAAAUGUGAAAAUGAAGGAGAAGUCCUCCAGAUUCCAUUUAUCACGGACAACCCUUGCAUAAUGUGUAUCUGCUUGAACAAGGAAGUGACAUGUAAGAGAGAGAAGUGCCCCGUGCUGUCCCGAGACUGCGCCCUGGCCAUCAAGCAGAGGGGAGCCUGUUGUGAGCAGUGCAAAGGCUGCACCUAUGAAGGAAAUACCUAUAACAGCUCCUUCAAAUGGCAGAGCCCGGCUGAGCCUUGUGUUCUACGCCAGUGCCAGGAGGGCGUUGUCACAGAGUCUGAGGUACGCUGUGUGGUACAUUGUCAAAACCCUUUGAAGCAUCUGGGAACGUGCUGCCCCACGUGUCCAGGGUGUACGUUUGAGGGUGUUCAGUAUCAAGAAGGAGAGGAAUUUCGCCCGGAAGGAAGCCAAUGUACCAAGUGUUCCUGCACUGGAGGCAGGACACAAUGUGUGAGAGAAGUCUGUCCCAUUCUCUCCUGUCCCCAGCACCUUAGUCACAUACCCCCAGGACAGUGCUGCCCCAAGUGUUUGGGUCAGAGGAAAGUGUUUGACCUUCCUUUUGGGAGCUGCCUCUUUCGAAGUGAUGUUUAUGACAAUGGAUCCUCAUUUCUCUAUGAUAACUGCACAGUUUGCACUUGCAGGGACUCUACUGUGGUUUGCAAGAAGAAGUGCUCCCACCCUGGUGGCUGUGACCAAGGCAAGGAGGGCUGUUGUGAAGAGUGCCUCCUACGAGUGCCCCCAGAAGACAUCAAAGUGUGCAAAUUUGGCAACAAGAUUUUCCGGGAUGGAGAGAUGUGGUCCUCUAUCAAUUGUACCAUCUGUGCUUGUGUGAAAGGCAAGACGGAGUGUCGCAACAAGCAGUGCAUUCCCAUCAGUAGCUGCCCACAGGGCAAAAUUCUCAACAGAAAAGGAUGCUGUCCUAUUUGCACUGAAAAGCCCGGCGUUUGCACGGUGUUUGGCGAUCCCCACUACAACACUUUUGACGGUCGGACAUUUAACUUUCAGGGGACGUGUCAGUACGUUUUGACAAAAGACUGCUCCUCCCCUGCCUCGCCCUUCCAGGUGCUGGUGAAGAACGAUGCCCGCCGGACGCGCUCCUUCUCGUGGACCAAGUCGGUGGAGCUGGUGCUGGGCGAAAGCAGGGUCAGCUUGCAGCAGCACCUCACCGUGCGGUGGAACGGCUCGCGCAUCGCGCUCCCCUGCCGCACGCCGCAGUUCCACAUCGACCUGGAUGGCUACCUCUUGAAAGUGACCACCAAAGCAGGCUUGGAAAUAUCUUGGGAUGGAGACAGUUUUGUAGAAGUCAUGGCUGCCCCGCAGCUCAAGGGCAAGCUCUGUGGUCUUUGUGGCAACUACAAUGGACAUAAACGUGAUGACUUAAUUGGUGGAGACGGAAACUUCAAGUUUGAUGUGGAUGACUUUGCUGAGUCUUGGAGAGUGGAGUCCAAUGAGUUCUGCAACAGACCUCAGAGAAAGCCAGUGCCUGAGCUGUGUCAAGGGACGGUGAAGGUAAAGCUCCGGGCCCAUCGAGAAUGCCAGAAGCUCAAAUUCUGGGAGUUUCAGACCUGCCACUCAACUGUGGACUAUGCCACUUUCUACCGGUCCUGUGUGACAGACAUGUGUGAAUGUCCAGUCCAUAAAAACUGUUACUGUGAGUCAUUCCUGGCAUACACCCGGGCCUGCCAAAGAGAGGGCAUCAAAGUCCACUGGGAGCCUCAGCAGAAUUGUGCAGCCACGCAGUGUAAGCAUGGUGCUGUGUACGAUACCUGUGGCCCAGGAUGUGUCAAGACCUGUGACAACUGGAAUGAAAUUGGUCCUUGCAACAAGCCGUGCGUUGCCGGUUGCCACUGUCCAGCAAACUUGGUCCUUCACAAAGGCAGGUGCAUCAAGCCAGUCCUUUGUCCCCAGCGGUGACCUUUGUUUUGAUCCUUAAGACUUUGAAACCUGGUGACUUUGACACUGAAGCGGAAGAGCCAAUGAAGGACUGCAGUAUUUGUGUGCCUGAUUCUGUCAACACACACACACACACACACACACACACACACACAC
This is a messenger RNA of Saimiri boliviensis boliviensis (Bolivian squirrel monkey), 2327 nucleotides long. RefSeq names its product BMP binding endothelial regulator (gene BMPER). Gene Ontology annotation, molecular function: protein binding. The record is from RefSeq and is a predicted model, not a curated record. Gene Ontology annotation, cellular component: extracellular region. NCBI's taxonomy places the organism in Eukaryota, Metazoa, Chordata, Mammalia, Primates, Cebidae.